Messenger RNA from Ciona intestinalis (vase tunicate), 1787 nucleotides. The record is from RefSeq and is a predicted model, not a curated record. Lineage: Eukaryota; Metazoa; Chordata; Ascidiacea; Phlebobranchia; Cionidae.
UUUGCCUAAAUGAGUCUGUAAGCUACUUUUCAUAUAUAGCGAAAGAUUUAUACUUUAUGUGUUUUGCUACUAACGAAAUUUGUAAGGGUUUAGGGUGGAAUGUGGUUGUGUAAUACAGGUCGAAGAAAAUGGAAAUACGUGGGGGCUUUUUUCGUCGGUGUGAUAACGCUAGUUACUGUUAAGGACAGUUUGUUAGGGGACAUUCCGAGCAAAAGAAAUUUACUAAAUGUAAAAGGGACGUCUCAUGCACGGUCGGAUGUAAUUUCCCACAAAGAAAGCAAGCUAAAACCAGCAAUUAAAAACCGUCAUGUAUCAGGAAAUUUGCAUAUCCACAUUGUUGGCUUAUCACGAACUAUUUCACUUCAAAAUGCUCAUCCGAAAACUCCGGACAAUGUUUCACUGAAAAGUUGCCCGGUUAAAGUUAACUUCGGAUCUUCAGCUAAAAAUCCAAUAAUUCGUUUGAGAAACGACCGAUUUCUUUUCGUGAUUGUGAAAAAUGGACCAAACAACCAGCUGUCAAGUCUAAGAGACGCAAUAUUUCUUUGUAUAAUGCUGAACAGGACGUUAGUUUUGCCUCUAAUGUUCAAGCACAGAUCUGACAGACAAAUUGAGAAUGGGAACGUUAUAAACAUCGCACAUCGUGUUGAUCUUGAUGCUUUGGGUCGCUUUAUUCCGUUCGUCACGCUCGAUGAGUUUCGCCAAUCAUGUGAUGGAAGAAUUAAUGACGUUUUUCGAGUCAAAUUCUUAUCCCCAAACAGAUACAGGGGGUACGAAGAAUUGCUGAAUAUGACAAUUGACGAAUUCCACGACUCAACCAAUCGCAAGGAUGUCUACGCAACGCCAAAGUUUCCAUUAAAACAGAACUUGACAAAAACACAACGAUUUCAUGUGGCUGCAACGAAGGAAGAGGUUUUAAAGUAUUAUAAUAGCAAGAAUCCAUGCGCCCUCUACCCACAACCGUAUAAAAAUCUGCUGGUUCACGAAGUUAUACCGCAAGAGAAAGCACCUCAAAACUUAAAUAUUGUUAAUACAAGUUAUGCUGCCCUGUAUUCGGAAAUUAUACGUCAUACGCGUCAUCCUCAACAUAUAAAGCAGAUGGCGUCACAAUAUAUUGAUGACGUCAUUAAAACUCGACAAUUCUUAUCUGUGCAUUGGAGAUUUGACCGAUCUGAUUGGAUGAGAAGAUGCCUGGCAGACGAGCCUUGGGCAACCUCUGCUCGCUUGCAACUGUGCGAAGAAAUACAAUCUUUCCGACCGCAAGAUGUCGCUCGAGCGAUCGCAAAUCAAACCGCCCAGUACGGAUGUGGUGACGUCUACAUUGCAUCACCACCAACGGAAGCGGAAUUUAUUCAAAAUGUUUCAAAUAUUCUACGCCAAAAUUACCGCCUUCAAGUUUUCACCCACACGGAUUUGGAAAAAUAUCUUGACGAAUAUUUCUCGUCAUGUGAUUGGUUAUCAUACAACCGUGACGACAUACAGUCGACUAUAGAGAUGGAUAUCGCCACAAUUUCAAAAAUCUUUCUUUCAUCUGGAAUGUCAAGUUGGUCAAAAGAAGUUGUGUUUUCACGUAAGCCUAGCUGUCUAAACCACGGAAUACUUGAGUUAGUACGUGACGUUCUGAGAUCGAAAGACGACCUCACUUAAAAGCAGGAAGCUGCUAUAAGCGGGAAUUCUCUCCGUAAACCUAUAGACACCUAAACUGGAAUCAAAUAUCUGGUCUCAAUUAAUAAGAAACAAAUUUCUGUGUGAUGUAUGUUCGACGAAAUAAAUAACUAGAAUAAUUUAAA